Messenger RNA from Centropristis striata (black sea bass), 3260 nucleotides. It is a transcript of the gene alg13, whose product is annotated as ALG13 UDP-N-acetylglucosaminyltransferase subunit. NCBI's taxonomy places the organism in Eukaryota, Metazoa, Chordata, Actinopteri, Perciformes, Serranidae. Gene Ontology annotation, biological process: protein deubiquitination. Gene Ontology annotation, molecular function: cysteine-type deubiquitinase activity. The record is from RefSeq and is a predicted model, not a curated record.
UACUGAUGAAACUCACCUGUGGGAGUGACGCAGCGGCUCGUGCUGCCUGAGACCCGGCGCGAGUUUACCGAGUGAAGCAGGACGCGAGGACGCGAGGACGUGAGACCGGCGGCGGAAUGCAGAAAGGACUCAAGAAAUACUUCGUCAACAUGGACGAGUACCUGAGCAGCCUCGGCCUCUACCGGAAGAUGGUGGCGCGAGACGCCUCCAGCCUGUUCAGGGCCGUGUCCGAGCAGUUGUAUUACUCUCAGAACUACCACCAGAGGAUCCGUCAGCAGUGUGCCGACUUCAUGAGAGCAAACAGAUGCAACUUUGAACCGUUUGUUGAAGGUUCAUUUGAAAAAUAUUUGGAGCGUCUGGAGGAUCCCAAGGAGACAGUGGGUCAGGUGGAGAUCAAGGCUCUGUCUCAGCUCUACAGGCGGUGUUUCCUGAUCUAUCGUUACCCGGGGAAAGCUGCCACUGUGAUCUCAGAGGACGACUUUGUUGACAAGGUGACGCUGUGCUGCUCCAUCAACGGUCACUAUGACAUUGUCUACCCGAGGAGCUACCCAGCCUCCGCCGCGCUCUGCCAGUCUCUCUUCUAUGAGCUGCUCUAUAUUCAGGUUUUCGGCUUCGAGGAGGCAGAGCUCUGUCAGGCCAUGGAGGCCUUCAGGGUCGGAGGCCGUCGCUAUAGAAACAGUCCGUCAGUGUGCAGUGAUGUCGACUUUGGUUUCGACACAGCUGAGAACAGGGAGGAGCUUGAGGAGAGCGGAGCUUCUGAGGAUAAACGAGCCGCCACGGACGACAAGCCUGCAGAAGCCCCGCCCCCCUCCAGACUGUCUCUACCUUAUAAGGUCAUGAAGUCUCUGGACGGAGACGUGUACAGGAACCUGGAGUUCGACGUCUGGCAGGACACCUGCAAAGAGAUGCAGAAGACAGACUACAUGGUGUUUGCAGGGAGGCAGUAUUUCUUGGGAGACAAGUGUCAGGUUCGUCUGGAGCCGAAGGGGAAAUAUUACAACGCCUUCAUACAGGAAGUAGGAACACACUCCUCGGCUGUUACUGUGUUCAUCGAGGAGCUAGGAGAGAAACACCUCGUCCCUCUCGCUGAUCUGAAGCCGGUGAAUCCGGUUCCAGCCUGGAACGUCUCUGCUCCGACCAGGAAAGACCUCGACUCGGACUCUCGUGGUCAGCGUCAUCACCGUCAUCGGUACUUCAGGAAGUCCCGCGGCAGCAGCGGGGUGAAGGGGGCGGAGCAGCUGAUGGCGCCACCGUCCUACGGCGGUCCGGCACCGUCCGCCCUGCCGCCACGCUUCCAGCCGGGAAUCCCCGCCCCCCCCCCGCCGCUGUCCCCAGGCACCAUGACCUACGACCCCUACGCCCCUCCACACCACCACCACCCCACGGCCCGGCCGCCCCGCUACGGCGCCAGAAGCUCCACCCGUUUCCUGAACCGUCACCUGAUUGGUCCUCAGCUGACCUAUUACCACCCCGGCAGGAGAUAUUACCAUGACUACGAGAGCUUCGCCUUCCGGUCUCGUCGCAGUCGGCGCCAGCUGGCAGCGGCACUGAACAAAGAGUGUCAGUUUGGUUUCUCGGAGGCGUCGGAGGAGCCGUCCGACUUGGAGCCGCUCGCCUUCUACCAGCUGGACGACGCCGCCGACACUGUGUUCCCGCCACUGCCGGGCCCGGCUGUGGCCCCGCCCCCCUCCCUGGGAGGCCCGCCCCCUCCGCCCAGCUCCUCCUACAGAGUCCAGAGAGGCUCGGGGCCUCUCCCCCCCGCCCCGCCGCCCGGCAACACGCCGGCGUGUUCGUCAGAGGACGACCAGGAGGACACGAGCACGGCGGAUGACCAGGCCGAGUACACGGAGGAGUACAUCUACCUGACUCAGGAUCAGAGCUACCAGACGUCAGGUGUUUACAGCGCCGCCGAGCCCUCUAGCAACCAGGACGAACAGGAAGUAGGAACAACUGACUCUCCAACAAGACCAGAGAUCAAUUACAGCUACACACAGCAGGUGGUGAAGCCGUUGGCAGUGAUAUGCUCGUCUCCCUCCUCUUCCUCGUCCUCGCCGUCUUCUCCGUCAUCACGUCCGGCAACAGCUCACCUGCCAGCAGCCACACAGACACGCUCAGUUGCCAUGGCGAUUCCAGCCGCCUCUCCCUGGUUGGUUAACGAGUUGGGGGAGGCGCUCUGCACCGUGGUGGCUCCACCCCCUUACUCCUACGACCCUAAUGGCAGCGACUUACCUCGAGACUGCAGGGUCCUCCAGUAUUACUUCAACCUCGGCGUCCAGUGGUACCAUCAGAGCUGCUGGCAGCAGCAGCAGGUGUACUCCGCCACCUCACCGGAUUCCUCCUACCCCUACCAGCACUACCCCCCAUACCUGAGCCCCGACGCCCCCCUGCACGCUUCUCCUCCUUCGUACCCUGAGACUGCUCGAGGCCCCCACCAGCCCCCCUCCUCCUACCCAGAAUCCAGCAGGGCAGGAGAAGGACAGACGGACGGACACGCCGGCCCCGCCCCCUCUGUAGAAGGCCCCUCCCCCACCAUUGGCCCCGCCCACCACGGCCCCGCCCCCUCUGCUCAUCUAUACCCGGAUCAGACGCCCCUCCCCCCUCCCCCACUGCUGCACCUGUCGUAUGAAGCUCCACCCCCGGCUGCCUACCUGUCCUCGGCCCAGCCCCCUCCACUCCCUCAUCCCCCACCCCUGAGCCAUCACUCCUCCUACCAUUGCCUCCCCCCCUCCGCCCACUGGGGUGCGCUGCAGACGGGAGGCCACGCCCCCCGAGUCUACUGUCCUGCCCCCGGCCCCGCCCACAUGGUCAGCUACAUCACAGCCCCGUCCCCCCACUACAUCCCCCCCCCUAUGUGACGCCCCACCUGUUAGCUCGAGGCUAACAACUCCCUGUGUUCAGUAAGCAGCGCUAGCGUCACCAGGAAAAAAAAGGAGAUAUGAAACCUGUUGUGAUGUUUGUUAGCAUGUAAGCAUGUUAGCCUCACGAUCUGCACAUGGUAAGUGUUAGCUGGAGGCUAACGGCAGGUCCUGUUGUAUCGUUCGGACGCUCCUUAAGUCGUUAUUUUUUUAUCUUUUUAUCACCUCCUGACGGAACAUUUAUGUUUAUUAAAAGCUUACUUUGUAAAUGUCGGCCGGCCAAUCAAAGAGAGGGGGCCUGGCCAUCCCUGUUUACUGAUGAAGGGAUCGAUUUCUGUUAUUAUUAUUAUUGUUCUGGUUUGUUUCUGUUACAAGGUGAAUAAAGUUUGUUUCACCAGCAGAUAA